GACACAACCUUAUUGAAAUUUCAAACCGAAACCUCGCAGUUUGUUUUCAAAAAUCUCAUCAAAGGUUUUUUGGCCAUAUGAGGAGUAAGAUGAUUCUUCCAGUCACCAACUUCACCUUUCCUAAAAAAUGCGUGAGAAUCUACACCAACUCUUAUUUCCCCAGUUUUAUUAACUUCUAAAUUGCUUAAAUUUCGGAAACCACACAGCUUUAAGAUCUCUUCCACCAAUCCACUUGGUGAAUGGACAAUUCAAGAACUCGGUGAGUCUCUUGACUUGAACUCGAGGCUCCUCAAUCAUCUCCUUUUUUUUCUCCAUCGUCUCCUUCGCUUCUCCUCAGAUUUCUCUUUCUCUCUCUCUACAUCCUCCUCUUCCGCCAUGGCUGCUGAAACAGUCGACUCAACCUCAUCUCUCCUCAACAUCAACAUGGUGAAUAUCACCAAACUAACAGCUACCAACUACAUGACUUGGAGUCUUCAAGUCCACUCACACCUAAAUGGUUACGAUCUCGCUGGCUUUUUUGAUGGAUCCUCUGUUCCACCCGAUCAUACCACCGUCGUCAAUGAGCAACCAACCCCGAAUCCAGCCUAUGCAAAGUGGCGACGCCAGGACAAGCUCAUUUACAGUGCCCUCCUUGGUACUCUCUCUUCCUCCAUUCACUCAGUCGUCUCCAAAACCACAUCUGCUGCCGAGAUGUGGAAGAAAAUCAAUGCUACCUAUGCCAGUCCGAGUUGGGGACACAUCCAACAACUCCGAAUCCAACUAAAACACUACACCAAAGGUGAUCAAUCGAUUGAUGUAUACUUACAAGGCCUCACCACCAGAUUUGAUCAACUCGCUCUGCUUGGCAAGCCUGUUGAACAUGAAGCUCAGAUCGAGUUUCUUCUUGAUGGUCUCCCUGACGAGUACAAGUCCGUCAUCGACCAAAUGGAGGGUCGUGACACGCCACCCACCAUCACAGAGGUUCAUGAGAAACUCCUGAACAAGGAGGCAAAAAUGCUAGCCAUGAACAAGUCCCUCACCAGUGUUGUCCCCAUCACAGCGAACGUUGCUGCAAUCCGCUCCCGCUCACAUCAAGACAAGUCCAAUCCUCGCCACCAAACACACUGGAACACCGGCAAAAGCCAACAUCACUCUCAGCCACAACGCUACGACAAUCGUCUCUCGAAAGGGUACCAGGGUCGCUGUCAACUGUGUGGUGUCUUCGGCCACAGUGCCAAACGUUGCACCUUUCUCCAGCAACACCAACAAGUCGUAACUAAUGGUCUGCUUCCAACUACAUUUCGUCCCUGGCAGCCUCGAGCAAACAUGGCUGUCAUGCCAUCCAACAACUCCACCCCAUGGUUGAUGGACAGUGGUGUUACACAUCAUAUGACCAGUGACUUUGCCAACUUGGCUGUGCAUCAACCAUAUCAAGUGGACUACGCGGUUCUUCUUGGUGAUGGUUCGGGAUCUCAGCUCGGGGGUCCCAUUGCUCCAAGGCAAGACCAAGGAUGAGCUGUAUGAGUGGUCUCUAUCCCCA
Molecule: messenger RNA, 1519 nt
Organism: Camelina sativa (false flax)
Lineage: Eukaryota; Viridiplantae; Streptophyta; Magnoliopsida; Brassicales; Brassicaceae
Source: RefSeq, a predicted model, not a curated record